CCAGUCAGAACAAGCUGUUGCAGAACCCUUUUGCAAACUCUCAGUGUGCAGUGUACCUGUUCAGCAAGGAGUCACUACUUUGGUAUGAAACACACUCAUCUUACAUGUAAAAACAACCGUAUUCAGCAGGGAGGGGUCUGACAAAGCUCCACUCCCCACCUGACUCACCUGACUCACCUGAGACAAAUCAGGAAACGAUAGGUUAGUCUUCCUCAUGAAAGAGAGACACACGGACUGAAAGACAGACGAUCAGAUUCAUUUACAGACCAAACUAACAACUUCCUAAGUCUCACUCUUAGGAAGUUGUUAGUUUGGUCUGUAAAGUCCAUAUCAACUACAGAGGAGAAAAGUGUAAAACGCUGCUGCUUCAACCUGCUGACACGCCACACUCUGAAUCUUCACUCAGAGACUAAAUGGCUUCCAGAUCAGAGAAGGAUCUUAGCUGUCCGGUCUGUUGUGACAUCUUUGUUGUGACAGUCCUGUUGUUCUGUCAUGUAGCCACAGUUUCUGUAAAGACUGUCUGAAGACAUGGUGGAGAGUGAAACAAUCACGUAGAGUGUUCAGUUUGUAAGACAGUCUCAUUACGAGGCGAACCUCCUGUUAGUCUAGCUUUAAAGAACCUGUGUAAGGCCUUCUUGUUGGAGAGAGAUCAGAAAGCUUCAGGAGCUUUCUGCAGUCUGCACUCUGAGAGACUCAAACUCUUCUGUCUGGACCAUCAGCAGCCAGUGUGUGUCGUCUGCACAGAUUCAGAAAAACACACCAACCAUAGAUUCAAACCCAUCGAUGAAGCUGCACAACAACACAAGAAGGAACUUCAGGAAACUCUGGAGCUCUUAAAGGAGAAAUUAAAGGUUUUAAAACAAGUCAAAGGGAAGUUUAAUCAAACAGCAGAACACAUUAAGGUUCAGGCCCAACAGACCGAGGCAGAUUAAGAAGCAGUUUAAGAAGCUUCACCAGUUUCUUGAAGAGGAAGAGGGUGCUAGGUUGGCUGCACUGAGGGAGGAAGAGGAGUAGAAGAGUCAGAUGAUGAAGGACAAGAUGGAGGCUCUGAGCAGAGAGAUAGCAGCUCUUUCAGACACAGUCAGAGCCACAGAGGAGGAGCUGAGAGCUGAAGAUGUCUCAUUCCUGAACAACUACAAGGCUGCAGUGGAAAGAGUCCAGCAGCGCCCCCUGCUGGAGGAUCCACAGCUGCCCUCAGAAGCUCUGAUAAACAAGGCCAAACACCUGGGCAACCUGACCUUCAACAUCUGGAACAAGAUGAAGGACAUGGUCUCCUACAGUCCUGUGAUUCUGGAUCCAAACACCGCUAAUCCAAACAUCAUCCUGUCUAAAGAUCUGACUUCUGUGAGGAGAGGAGAGAAACAGCAGCUUCCUGAUAAUCCAGAGAGGUUUGAUUCUUACUACUCUGUUCUGGGCUCUGAGGGGGUUUAACUCAGGGACUCACAGCUGGGAUGUCGAGGUUGGAGACAGUACAGGCUGGUUACUGGGUGUGUUAGCAGAGGAAGGGAGACAUGCAGUCUGGAUUAUGGAAAAUAGGGUUAUAUAACGGUCAGUACUCAGCAUGGCCACCAACAGGUUCACCUACAGAUCUUGGGGUGCGGCAGAAGCUGAAGAGGAUCAGAAUGAAUCUGGACUGGAACAGAGGAGAGCUGUCGUUCUCUGAUCUUAAUACUAACACACACUUACACACUUUCACUGAAAGGAUGUUUCCAUACAUUAACACUGGGGAUGAACUGAAGAUAUUACACUAAAGAUCUGUGUGACAGUGGAACAGAGCAGUUAGAGAUAAAGAUGAUGAUUAUGAUGUUGUUUAUUUAGGCCGCAUGAAAUUAAAAAUGUAAUUUUAAGCCUUUCAGGUUGCAUCCCUAUAGUGCACCCCUAUUUAAGAAUUUAUGCCAAAAAAUGACAAAACCUCAAUUUCUUCUGUAUUUUCGGAAGCCAAUAGGGAUGAAAUGAUACACUUAAAUCAUUCCCUUUUCAUUUCAAAGGUAGGGUAUGAACUGGAAAACAAUUAAUAUUUCCUUUUCUUUGUAAAAGUACCUCACGAUUCAGUUUUAAUCUCACUGAUGUCUUGUGAUAAAUCUUUACAUUUCUAAAAUCCAAUCCAUUUUUCCUGUAAAACAAACAGCAUGGCUUUCAUGGCCAGGCCUCACGAAAAACCAGACUCUCAAUCAGUGACUGGUCUGAAACUGGAUCAUAUUUUAUGAAGAAAAUAAUUUAUACGUUUUCCUCUUAUGUCCUCUGACUGCUCUGCCUCAACUCCACUAACUGCUGCUGUAGCUGCCAUUAGCAUGCAACAGAACCGGGCUCAGCAGCCUUCAUACCAGUCCCUGGAUUAAGUACUGUGGAUCACACAUAUCUUAUUCCAGUGUAUCGCUCAUGCCUACAGAGGGGUAAAGUUCUCACCAGAAAGGUGAAACUCUGGAGGAGGAGGCUACACUGGCACUGCAAGGUUGUCUCGACUGCACAGUGUGGGAGGAGUUCAUUGAAUCAUUUUGGAGUUGGAGCUAAGGGGAUGUCAUU
Messenger RNA from Dicentrarchus labrax (European seabass), 2523 nucleotides. Its product is annotated as zinc-binding protein A33-like. The record is from RefSeq and is a predicted model, not a curated record. The transcript is spliced from 2 exons. Bases 1024 to 1431 code for a protein of 135 amino acids. NCBI's taxonomy places the organism in Eukaryota, Metazoa, Chordata, Actinopteri, Moronidae.